This is a messenger RNA of Morus notabilis, 1164 nucleotides long. Its product is annotated as peptidyl-prolyl cis-trans isomerase. The record is from RefSeq and is a predicted model, not a curated record. Gene Ontology annotation, molecular function: peptidyl-prolyl cis-trans isomerase activity. Lineage: Eukaryota; Viridiplantae; Streptophyta; Magnoliopsida; Rosales; Moraceae. Gene Ontology annotation, biological process: protein peptidyl-prolyl isomerization; protein folding. Bases 104 to 886 code for a protein of 260 amino acids. The transcript has 7 exons.
AAGAUAAUCCUCCUCUGUCAAUAAGUCUAAAUUGCAAUUCAAAACAAACAAACACGCCAUUCUUUUAAUUUUAAGCAGAGACGAAGACGAAGAAGAAGCGAGAAUGGCUUGUGCAGCAUCCACAUUGAUGCAAGUAUUCCAUUCUCACAAAUGCAAUCAUACUUUCCACCAGCUGACAAAUGCAAAUGCUUCUUCAAGCUUAUCACCAAAAUCAUGUUAUUAUUCAUCCUCCAAACGCCAUUAUUCCCCUCUCCGCCUUUCUUCCCCUUUUACUAUGCCUCUAUUCCCAGCUACAACGGCUACAUUGCAAAUGCGUUUCCGCCGCCGCUCCCUCAUCACCUCCAUGGCUAAGCAGGAUGUACAAGAGUUACAAUCCACAGUCACCACCAAGUGCUUUUUCGACAUUGAGAUUGGCGGCGAACCUGUUGGCCGCAUUGUACUCGGCUUGUUUGGAGAUGUCGUCCCCAAGACCGCCGAAAACUUUCGCGCUUUAUGCACAGGAGAUAAGGGAUAUGGUUACAAAGGAUGCUCUUUCCACCACAUCAUCAAAGAUUUCAUGAUCCAAGGAGGAGACUUCAUUGAAGGAAAUGGCACUGGAGGAGUAAGCAUUUACGGUUCUAGGUUCGAAGAUGAGAAUUUAGAUUUGAAGCAUGUGGGGCCUGGAGUGUUGAGCAUGGCUAACGCGGGUCCUGAUACCAAUGGCAGCCAGUUCUUCAUCUGCACUGUCAAGACUCCAUGGUUGGAUAAUCGCCACGUCGUGUUUGGACAUGUCGUUGACGGGAUGGAUGUGGUUCGGAAACUUGAAAGCCAGGAAACAAGCAGAUCAGAUACCCCUCGUUUGCCUUGCAGAAUCGUUAAUUGCGGAGAGCUGCCGAUGGAUGCCUGACUUUUCUGUGCUCUGUCUACACAUAUCAUGAAGUGCUUCUUUGAUAUUGUGGAUGCUGCUUAAGGCGUGAUCUGCCCCAGCCACCAGUUCUGAGCUUCCAACCUGCCCAAUCAACACCAACAGUUCCUUAAUAAUAAAAUCAGUCAUUUCUUUAAUUCAAAUUCAACGUCUCUUGUUUUAGCAUCGUUUCUAUUCCUAUGUUUCUUACAAACACCAGAUUCCUUUCUCAAUUCUCACGUUUAAUCUGGUUUAUCAAUAUACUAAUUUUAAUACUAAUA